GGAGAGGAGGGUUGCACAGAAAGGGGAAAUUUCCAAGAAAAGCAGGAUCUGCAGCAAUAUCUGCACCUCGGAUAAUGAGGAGAGGAACCUACAGGCAUAAACAGCCUGGAGACGGCUGAAAUCUUUGCCGAGGAGAUUCGGACCGUGGGGUUAUUUUCUACCUGCCUCCCCUGCCCAGUUCUGUAAUCCUGGCUCAAAGUAGACAAGUCGAGUUGGAGCUGAAGAAGGGAGGCGAUGACACACCUCCCGAGGACACUGGGGACGUCGGGUUUUGCUGAGCUUAGCAUCUUUUCACCGUCGUACCGGAGGCAUCAGACAGACGCUCAUCUGCCCUGAAGUGCAGAUCUGCAACAGCUACCGAGAAGACUCUGUCUCUCUGUCUCUCUGUCUCUCUUUCUCUCUCUCUCCAGUCCAAACCAUUACAAGACCUGACUUCCACCAUCUGGGAAUCUAUCCCUUUUAUGUCCCUUUCUCCUUUUUCUACGAUGACUCACCAUUAUUUUUAACUUUGAAGAGAGAGGAAAUUAUGGGGAUCUUGGAAGCCUGUAUUUCUCUCUAGGAUUUCCCCAGGGUCAGAUAAUCGGUGUUACUAAGAGACACUAAGAUUUGGCUUCUCCAGGGGUGAUUUUCUUUCCUUUUUUUUUUUUAUUUUCUCUUUUUUUCUUUUUUUCUUUUUUUUUUUCCCUUUAUCUCAUCCCUUCGCCUUUUCAUGAGACACUUCCAAACCUACGUACCUGUCCUUCUGCAGGAUAGUAGCCCUGCCCUGAAUCCGAUCCCAUCACUGGGCACUGGAAAGAGUUUAGCAUAAGGAUUUCUUUUAAACCCCAAUAUGACAGUUGCUACUGGAGAUCCUGCAGACGAAGCUGCAGCUCUUCCCGGUCACCCGCAGGACACGUAUAACCCUGAGACCGACCAUGAAUGCUGCGAGAGGGUGGUCAUUAAUAUUUCAGGUCUGCGCUUUGAGACACAGCUCAAGACGUUAGCCCAGUUUCCAGAGACCUUACUGGGGGAUCCUAAAAAGAGAAUGAGAUAUUUCGACCCACUCCGGAAUGAGUAUUUCUUUGACCGGAACAGACCCAGCUUCGAUGCGAUUUUGUACUAUUACCAGUCUGGUGGGAGGUUGCGGAGGCCAGUUAACGUGCCCUUAGAUAUCUUCUCAGAAGAGAUUCGUUUUUAUGAACUGGGGGAAGAAGCAAUGGAAAUGUUUCGGGAGGAUGAAGGCUACAUCAAAGAGGAGGAAAGACCGUUGCCUGAGAACGAGUUUCAGAGACAAGUGUGGUUGCUCUUUGAGUACCCCGAGAGCUCAGGCCCUGCCAGGAUUAUAGCUAUUGUCUCCGUUAUGGUGAUUUUAAUCUCCAUCGUCAGCUUUUGCCUGGAAACUUUGCCCAUUUUUCGGGAUGAGAACGAAGACAUGCACGGCAGCGGGCUGAGCCAUCCCCCCUACUCCAACAGCAGCAUGGGGUACCAGCAGUCCACCUCUUUCACAGACCCCUUCUUCAUCGUGGAGACACUUUGCAUCAUCUGGUUCUCCUUCGAGUUCUUGGUGAGGUUUUUCGCUUGCCCCAGCAAGGCUGGGUUUUUUACCAACAUCAUGAACAUUAUAGACAUCGUAGCCAUCAUUCCCUAUUUCAUCACCUUAGGGACGGAGCUGGCCGAGAAGCCAGAGGAUGGUCAGCAAGGCCAGCAAGCCAUGUCCUUGGCCAUCCUUCGAGUCAUCCGCUUGGUGCGGGUCUUCAGGAUCUUCAAACUCUCCCGGCACUCCAAGGGGCUGCAGAUCCUGGGGCAGACUCUCAAGGCCAGCAUGCGGGAGCUGGGCCUCUUGAUAUUUUUCCUCUUCAUUGGCGUCAUCCUCUUCUCCAGCGCUGUCUACUUUGCCGAGGCCGACGAGAGCGAGUCCCAGUUCCCAAGCAUCCCCGAUGCCUUCUGGUGGGCUGUGGUUUCCAUGACGACUGUUGGCUACGGAGACAUGGUCCCCACCACCAUCGGGGGGAAAAUAGUGGGUUCCUUGUGCGCCAUCGCUGGCGUAUUAACGAUUGCCUUACCCGUGCCCGUCAUAGUGUCUAACUUCAAUUACUUCUACCACCGGGAGACAGAGGGAGAGGAGCAGGCUCAAUAUUUGCAAGUAACCAGCUGCCCAAAGAUUCCCUCUUCCCCUGACCUAAAGAAAAGCAGAAGUGCCUCUACUAUUAGUAAGUCUGAUUAUAUGGAGAUUCAGGAAGGCGUAAACAAUAGCAAUGAGGAUUUUAGGGAGGAGAACUUGAAGACAGCCAAUUGCACCCUAGCUAACACAAACUAUGUGAAUAUCACCAAAAUGCUAACCGAUGUCUAGUCGCUAAAAUCUAGCCAUGUAUUUAAAGCUGAAGUGGAACAAUUGCAGAUAUUGAGUGCUGCUCUGCAUUGUAGUUAAUACAGUAUUUUCUACGGUGUAUAUUUGGUUCUGCAUGGGAAGCAAUAGCUGUGUAAGUGACUUUUAACCUUUGAUUUCCACACUGAAUAAGCGUUCGUGUGAAAAACAAAACAAAACAGAACAAAAACAACCCAACAAACCAUUUUGUUUCCCUUCUCCCAUCCCAGGCUUUUGGGUUUCCAAAGAUACGGAGCAGUUGAGCAUUUCCAGCAAUGGGAUGGGGAUGCAGGGGGGCAGCUCCGGGCCGUCCUGGGGGACCACAAACAUCGGUCCCUGCCGGUGUGGACCUGGGGAGCAGCCAGCUUCCAGCCAUGGGGAACGACUGGGAAAGGUCAGGUAGAGCUUAAUGAAGGGAAGAUGCAGUCCCGUGUCCAAAUAGCUUGAAGGCUCGGGUUUCCGUCCCAGGAAUGCCAAGUGCGAACGCAUCGCCCAGGCUCAUGUUUCAUAACUGAAAAUGCUGCAUGCUGCAAUAGUUUCAGCCACUGCAGUAUGCCAGUGUGAGGCCCAGGGGAGGGAUAAUUAGUAUGACAGCACAUUAUUUAUUAAGUCUUAAAUUUUCCAUGCUAGGCAUCGGGAGAGAUGAGUAAAUAAAUCAAGAGCUUGGAUUUUUAUUUAUUUAUUAAAAUGACACUUCCAUCACCCAUAUUUCCAGGAUCACCAAAGACAUCUCCACUGACACACUGAAAAUGAGUUGGAAAAAGCAUCUUUUUUUAUAUCCAUAUAUAAAACUGGAGCAACUAUGCUGUGGCCUACAAUAUAUUUAUACUGCAGUGAAAUUUAACCAGUAAUACAGUACAGUUGCAUGGAUCUUUGUUGCAUGAAUCUGAAUAUUUAAUACACACACAAAUAUAUAUUUUCUUAGUAGACUAUACAAUAUUCAUGUUUAUAGUGUUUAUAGAUUCUCCGGUGGCUCGAAGGAGAUUCCUGGGAGUUCCAAAAAUCUCCAUUAUAUUUAAAAACUGGAUGGAGAAGGAUGUGCUGACCGCAGUUUGAUAGAUAACAAGAAAAAGCCUGAGUGUCCGAGCAUCCAGACAUGAGAGCCGACUAAUGCAAGUGAGGGAAGGUGAGCUGAAAGUUAAACACCUGCACUCAUUAUGGGGCAAGUAAUUAGUCAUUAAUCUUAGUGUCAUGAACAGAAACCACCGCAAAUCAGAGAGGGCACGAGGAGCAGGUGGAAUAGCAAGUAUUGGCUCUCCUGGCUUGUUUGUUCAGCAGUUUUCAGCCAUUUCCCAUAUAAUUAUGUGUGUGUGUAUAUAGAUAUUUAGAGAGUGAGCACAGGGUUGAAUUCUCAGCAGAUGUGAGCGUUUGGGGCGUCAGGGGCUUCCUGGCUCAGGGGUGCUGGGGCAGUGGGACAUGAUCUGGAGCAGGAUGACCUGCCCUACAGGGUCACCAGAGUGUGUUUCAGGCUGCAAAACUCCUUUUCAACCAUGAGUUGGUGGUUUGUUCCUUUAGAGUGGAGAGGGCGUAUGCUGAGGGUGGGCUGGAUUUGAGCUGGCACCUCUGAGCCUUUGCUUUGCCUUCUUCCAGGGUGAGGCGAGUUGAAGAUGCAGAGAAGUUGUCUCUACAUCUUCAUCCCUGGUGUUAUCUGGUGGGAACUGUCAGUCCAGGGGGAAUCUCAUUUGCUUUCCUCACCCCUUUCUGGAUUUCCUUGUGUCUUCCUCUCAUUUCUGACAAUCCCUGGGGACAGGCGUCCUGUUCCUCUGCCAGAUUACAGGAGAGGGGUGCAAACCUCUUCUGAGGUCAUGGCUGAGCAAAACCUCCCUGGGGUGCAGGAUGGGGUCCAUCAGCCUGUUGAAUUUAGGGUGAAUUUGGGCUGAACUGGGGCACUGUCCGUGCCGUACCACUGCGGUGAAACAUGGGCAUGAGGAGGGAAUCCCAUUGCAGAGCGUGCAAGGGAGGUCAAGCAAACCCUUCCAGAGCUCAGAAAGGAAACUCACACUAAUAACAAUAAAAUAAAUGGUGGUAGCAUAUUCUACAGCAAUGGUUCAAAAUGCUGCUUUAAGGCCAGAUCCAUCUCUUGUGCUGAUGUGGCUCCACUUGUCCAGGUGGAAUCACUCUCGAUUUUUACUUUAUGAUUGAUUGAUCCAGGCCUGGGUGUAAUUAAUACCAAGUGUCCAUGGUUAGACCAUGAGAGUUCUGGCUUCUGCUUGGUGCAGAGGACCAGCAGCACAGGUGUGUUGGGUUCCAAAAGCAUCCAGCACCGAGCAGCAUAGGACCCUGGUCUGUGUUUAAUUACAUAUCAUUAUAUCAGCAGCCCUCUGCCGCUGCAGCUCUGAAAUGGGUGCCCCUGUUAACAUCUUAAACACACACAAAAAGAAGCAAUGCAACUGAAAGCAAUAAAUGUCUCCUUCUGAAACUCAUCCUGUUGAAUGGGAUGGGGCUGACAUGAGCCACCAGCUCGGGCGUGAUUCCCAGGGUGGUUGGCCAGCUUCCAUUGAUCUGGCUCGUGGUGGGUUCCUGGGCAUGUCAGCUUGCACGAGGGAGCUGCCUGAUGUGCCAGGAUGCUGCCCGCCCACCCGUGGGUGCCACCAGCACUCGGUGAUCCCAUCCCUGGUGUGUGGAAAAGCACUGAGACUAAAGGGAAGUUGCUGCAGGUUUUAGGGGAAGAUGCUGGCAUUCAAAGAGGCUCUGCAAAGCGCCCCGGGUGUUUCAUGCCUACGGGCUUUGGAUGACUUGGGGGGAGCAUUUGGCAAAGUAUUGGGUGCCUCUUUGGAGUGUGAGAACCGUUGUAGCUUGGUAAGGAGGAAGACUGUGUAUUUUUUGGGGAGCUGUUGUUUUUGGUAAGGUAUCCCCGUGGGCUUUCAGAGGCUGAGCAGGAGGGGAGAGCAGGUCUGUGAGCAGGAUGAGGCACAUCCAAGCCCGCUCACCAAGCUGGGCGAUUGCCUUGGGAGGCCCAGAGCCGCAUCACGGGGAUGGAUGGCAGCCACAGAGCAAGAGGGCACACUCCUCAUGUCAUCACCAAUGUGUGCUGACAUCUGUCAUCACAGAAGGGGCCACCAAGAUCAGCCCCUUCCUUAGGACGAAUCCUGCACCUCUUCAGUUGACCCAGGCAGAUGUUCCUGGGGAAAACCACCCUUGGUGGGAAAGCGUCUCUGCUGCUCCUGGCACCAUGCUUGGAAAAUAAGAAAAGCACCAGAUAAGCACUUGGAUUCUCAUUCAGGGCAAAACAAGGUCUGUGGGGGCCGUGGCUGGAAGUGAUCCCUCAGGCUGCGUGAGGUAGAAGGGUCCAGUUUUCUUCCCCACGCAGAGAAAUGGUUCCCUUAUAGUUUUAAUGGGAUUUGUGCCUGCAGGUCAGAGCUCUAGUGCUAUUUCUAGCUUUGCUUCUGACUCACUGAUGUGAUCUUGAACCAGUUUUCAGGAGGAGACUGUGAUUUUUCUUUUUUUUUCUUGUGGAGUUUGGUUGGAGAAACUCUGGUCCUGUGUCUGCAGAGAUGCUGAGCAUCUAAAACUCCCCUUCGCACUGAAAGGGUGCAAAAAAUGAGCUGCAAAGUGGCUCAGACUGAGGAUGUUACAUCGGGGACUAGGGAGGGUUAGAAUCCCACCAUCCAUGUUAGAUUGCAUCGGGCCACCUAAUGUACGUGUUCUUGGUUCCUUUCCUCCUCCUGCGGAGCUGUUUGCCUCUCUCCAGGGGUGGGAUGGAGGACAGAAGCUCUUUGGUCUGUGGAGGUGCUCCAGGGUUGGCAUCCAAGGGAGGCAGCACCUGUAUUUUAGUUUUAUCCUCUGUGUUGUGGUUUUGAAGAGAUGGAAAGUGAUGAUUACAGCAUAAGUUGUCUUCUAACACCCAACCACAUGCCCAAGCCUACAUGCAACCCAUCAGCCCUUUAAUAUCUUCCAAAAGCUCUGCUGAUGGCAAUAGGGGUGAGGCUGGACACUACGGAGUGAUGAGGGCAGAUGGGAAAAAGUUACCUGUGUGGAGAGAUGUGUUUUAUCAGGAACAGUUAUCUCUUCAGCGAUGGUUUGUGUCAAAGUCCUACAUAUUUGAAUACUGAGCUAUAUGAAGAAAACGAUCUCUAGGUUGGUGUUAUGAGAAUGUAGCACGUGGGUGUAUAAAUAUGGGCAUAUUUGUGCAUAAAUACACAGAAGGAGAGAAAAAGACAGAGGAGGAGGUAUUUCAGGAAGGGCCUUGCUUUGUUAUCAGAUAAUUCCUGGGUCAGCCCUUGAAAUCGCUGCCAAAGUCUUGUAGCUUUUCCAGCGUUUGCAAUCCACUUGGGGAUGGGUCCAAGUGAAGGAGGAGAUCUGGAUCUGGCCUUGGAAGUGGGUGUACCCUGAGGGGCUGGUGGCAUCCAGCUCCAUGCACUCCUCUGCAAACCCACAGCUUUGUAACCUCUCAGGUCUGGAUCCCUAAUCAAUGACUUGGCCCUAUCACGACUGUUUCUGUGACUGUGUAGGCGAAGCCAAGUAGAAGUUGAAGGGAUUUGGUUGCCACGCAAGUGCUGUGCAGCACUGGGUGGGGGUAUUCAGGUGUCUUUUUCUGUGAUAGGUGGAUUUUAUGUCCUCGGAACCAUGCUGGCUUUGGGUCCCAGGGUGAUGGCAAGAAGCACCGACCUGUUUUAGACCUGCAGUGUGUUUUCUCUCAGGGUGUGCAUCCACAGGGGGAUCCCACAGGUUUCUUUUGUCGGUGGGAGCCGGUCAGCAACGAUGCUAAGACUAAAGGGGUUUGAGGGGCGAGGAGAGGAGGAGUUGACCCAAAAUUUAUUUCAUCUUUUGCACCCAAAAAAAAGGCUGUGGCUCCCUCCUCUCCCCCUUUGGCAGCAUUAAACCUCCUUCAUGUCCAGUGCAUCCCUCAGUCCCUCCCAUAGGAGUCUGAAGGGUGGGUGAAGUCCCAUCCAUGCGCCAGCCACCAUCCUG
Messenger RNA from Cuculus canorus (common cuckoo), 7255 nucleotides. It is a transcript of the gene KCNA2, whose product is annotated as potassium voltage-gated channel subfamily A member 2. Gene Ontology annotation, cellular component: juxtaparanode region of axon; voltage-gated potassium channel complex; membrane. Bases 830 to 2329 code for a protein of 499 amino acids. Gene Ontology annotation, molecular function: protein binding; delayed rectifier potassium channel activity. The record is from RefSeq and is a predicted model, not a curated record. Gene Ontology annotation, biological process: potassium ion transmembrane transport; protein homooligomerization. Lineage: Eukaryota; Metazoa; Chordata; Aves; Cuculiformes; Cuculidae. The transcript has 3 exons.